AGCUACUCGACCCUUUAACGCGGAAGUUAUUAUGUUGUGUAAACACACAUGUGGAUAGAAGUGAAUUUGUACAUGUGAGGAGCAAACCAUGGCUCAAACACAGGACGAUAUCAAGAAAACUUCUUCUAAAGACUUGUUGACCUGUGGCAACGGAAAAGGAAUCCAUGAGAAACUUCUGUUGAGCUCUAAAAAUGCUUCGCUCCAGACAGAAAGGGUCUCGAGAAGUAGUGUCUUGGACAGAUUGCAGAGUUUCCUUCCCCAGAUGGCCCAGGCCAAUGAGUCCCUGAGACAGCAGAUGGACGAGGCUCCCACUGGUUUAUUUGACAUUGAGUGUGUGGAGAACGCAGAGAAAGUCAUUGAGAUGGAUGUGGCUCUGGUUGAGCUGGAGGAAUCAGACAGCAGUGAAGAGGAUGAGUCGUCGUCAUCAUCAUCAUCAUCAUUAUCAGAGGAAGACAGCUCAGAUGAAGAGGUGCAAACUGUCACUGCAAAGACACUCAAACUUCCAGGUGACAGAAAGAGAAAGGCCAACAUACAGGUGCUGGAGAAAGAGGGCGAGUGAAGGAGCACAUACACCACUGGAACUCUGGGAAACUCAUGCCAGGCCAUUUCUGUGCCUAUGGAUGAAAUACAUGAUCGUUCCAAGUCUGUUUUUGUUUGGAAUGAGCACAGACCAGUGAUUUGAUGUCUUGUCAAGCUGGCGGACUCAUGCGAGGAACAUUUCAUGUAACUUUGGAGAUGUUUUCAUUUCAGUUGAAUAUACUUGAAAAAUGUAUUCUGCAUUAUCUAUACAAAGUAAAAGUUAAAGGAUUCGUUCACUUCAGAAUUAAAAUUUCCUGAUAAUUUACUCACCCCCAUGUGAUCCAAGAUGUUCAUGUCUUUCUUCAGUCGAAAACAAAUAAAGGUUUUUGAGGAAAACAUUCCAGGAUUUUUCUCCAUAUAGUGGACUUCAAUAGUUACCAACGGGUUGAAGGUCCAAAUUGCAGUUUCACUGCAGCUUCAAAGGGCUCUACAUGAUCCCAGACGAGGAAUAAGGGUCUUGUCUAGGGAAACAAUCAGUCAUUUUCUUUAAAAAAAUAAAAAUGUAUAUACAUUUUAGUGCUUUUUUAGUACUUCUGCCUGCAUCAGACCUUUCCAACGUGAUUACGUAAUGCGUGGUGAAGAGCAGUGCAAGACAUGAGCAUUUGUGGUUAAAAAGUAUAUACAUUUUUGUUUUUAGAAAAUGGCCGAUCGUUUCGCUAGAUAAGACCCUUAUUCCUCGUCUGGGAUCAUGUAGAGCCCUUUGAAGCUGCACUGAAACUGCAGUUUGGACCUUCAACCCGUUUGUAACUGUUGAAGUCCACUAUAUGGACAAAAGUCCUGGAAUGUUUUCCUCAAAAACCUUAAUUUGUUUUCGACUGAAGACAUAAACAUCUUGAAUGACAUGGGGGUGAGUAAAUUAUCAGGAAAUUUGAAUUCUGAAGUGAACAAAUCCUUUAAGUUUAAAUAAAGUAAAAAUAAUCUUAAAACCAAAGUUUUUGCAAUUUGCGUUCUUUAUUGUAAAAAUGGUUUCCCGACUCUCCUUAAAUUUUGUUUGUAGUUGAUAUAAAGUUGAAAUACUGUUGUUUAUGUUUGGCAGUAUGACACAUCUUGUUUGACUGACAGCUUAUACAGAAUCUGAAAUAUUCUAACAUCUGCACAUCAUAACAUUUCAUCUUUUGUCAAAUGCAUGUCAUUGGGUGAAGUGUUCACACAUAAGAAAAGCAUCAUGAUCACUUGGCAACAGAUAUUGUGUCAGAAAUAAUUCACAUUGUACUGAAUUCAAGAGUUUAAGUUACUAUUACAUAUUUUCCUAUCAAGCAUGUCUCAUAUUUUUGUACAAAAUAAAUAAAUUCCUUGCAAAGAGAA
Messenger RNA from Ctenopharyngodon idella (grass carp), 1884 nucleotides. It is a transcript of the gene nopchap1, whose product is annotated as NOP protein chaperone 1. The record is from RefSeq and is a predicted model, not a curated record. The transcript has 4 exons. NCBI's taxonomy places the organism in Eukaryota, Metazoa, Chordata, Actinopteri, Cypriniformes, Xenocyprididae. Bases 89 to 559 code for a protein of 156 amino acids. Gene Ontology annotation, molecular function: box C/D methylation guide snoRNP complex binding. Gene Ontology annotation, biological process: box C/D snoRNP assembly.